AUGACCGACUCUAAAGACUUGUCUGAGGGCGCUGGCUCGCCGUCAGCAGUCUCUAAGAAUCUUACAGCGGCCUCACAGAAGAUGACGGCUGCAUCCACUCGGGGCCCAAAGAAGCCUGCGGGUCAGGUUCGCAAGCAAGCGGUCCUCACUAGAUUUCCGAUUCCGUCCUCUACUCGCAAUAGUACAGUCACGAGUAGUAAACCCAGCCCGAGUAUCAAGGGGAGACCCUCCACUCCAAACAAAACGAAGCGGUUGACAUCUAACAGAAACUCUUCGCUUCGUCCAGGCCAAGGCGAUCGUGUUUUCGGCGGCAGAGCUGAUACUACCACUGCCCCUGCGAUCUUGGGUCAUGUCGGAGCAUCCACUGCGCCUCAGAAGCCCAUUCAUUUGAGAUCUGACGCCGAGAAGUGGAAAAAAGAGUAUGAGGAGCUGCUCGAGGAGACAAAAAAGUCGCAAGCCGAGCAGGAUCAAGCCAAGCGCGAUCUCGACAAGGCUCUCGUUGAGCUCACCCAGCAACUCACUGCAACCGAAAAAGGCCGCGAGCAAAUCGAGUUCGAUGCCGCUGCUCUGGCAGAAGAGGGUAUUGCUGCACGCAUGGACCUGGAAUUAUGCAGGCACGAGAACGGUGACCUGAAACUUGAGAAGAAGCGACUUCUCGCGCAGCUUGAUUACGCUUCCGGCGUGAUAGAGGAUCUGCAGGCCCAAACUAAUCUCGCUGGUGAGCUCCAGACGGAGCUCAAUAGUUUGCGCAAUGUUCGCCUUCCAUCACUGGAGCGGGAUAAUAAUAUUCUCAAGCAGGAGCUACACAGAGUGCUGCUCGAUGUAGAGACGCCUUCCUCCAGUCCUAAUUGUGCGCCUUCACCAUUCCAGGCAUUCCAGGGCAACUCUGAAGGCUUUUUGGGCUUUCUGAAGGCAAACGAGAUAUACGUUAAGCAGCUGGAAGAGACUUGCGGGUGGUUGGAAAAGGUGUAUGCUGAUACAGCGUUCGAGGUCGAAGGUCUCGAAAACCAUAUCGCUGCCUUACAGAGCACCACCGGCCACCUAAAAAACCAGUACACUGGAAUCGCCUUUAGGGACAGUCCGUUUACUGACGAGCUUGAAGAGGUUCAUGAGGAGAAACGAAUCCUCAGAGUCAUGAAUGCCAGCACGAGUCUAGAAUCAACUGCGACUAUUGCAUCCAUUACUUCUACUGCGCUUUCAUUAGCAGGCAUCGUAGCUGCGGUCCAGACGCAGCCCUCAUCCCCUUCUGACAAACCCAAGAUAACAUCCUCCGAGAAUUUCCCCGUGACUAAAGCAAAGUCACGUCUCAUGCUGGAAUCUAGCACAACGUUCGCAUCUGCUCUAGCCACCCAAUCGAUUAGCUCUGCUCCCUCGCCCAAGCCUCGAGCGCCGCUUGAUAGAGACCUCCAGAUCACAAUCAAUAUUGAGCCGAGCGCACAAGCCAAACUGAGCCUUCUUGAACGACUGACUGCCAUCACUACGAAAGGAACUUCAUUCAAGAUCAAUGGCCCAGCAGAAAUCGCAAAGGCUCUCUCGCGCGGCAUGGAAGAUGCGCAAGCCCGUGCGAAGCACAAUGAGACACAGGUCCUGGAGCUGCAACAGAUGAUAUGGUAUCACAUCUCGGAGGUCGAGCGGAAGAAGAUCGCAUGCAAUUUGACGGAGCACAAGACUCUGGCAGAUCAGCUGGCAGCCAUGGAAGCGCGACUUCAAAUGCAGGACAUAUUGCUUGCUGACAAUGGUAGACAGCUGGCUCAGCUCAGGAAAGAGCGAACAGAUGGCUGA
Molecule: messenger RNA, 1782 nt
Organism: Paraphaeosphaeria sporulosa
Lineage: Eukaryota; Fungi; Ascomycota; Dothideomycetes; Pleosporales; Didymosphaeriaceae
Exons: 1
Coding region: 1-1782 (593 amino acids)
Source: RefSeq, a predicted model, not a curated record